GAACGAAGUAAUUCUGUUCCUGUUCUCUUUCUUGGGUAGUUUCAAACUCUGACGCGAUUAGUACCUUCUUUUAAUCAAAUCUAUGUGUGGAGGCUGUGAGAAGCAGGUAGCCAGACACCACUUUAUAGGCUCACUGAAAGGAAGUUGGGCCACCAUCAAUGGAGGACAAGUGUAGAAAUGAAGAGAACAAAGACAUUCAUAUUUCUAGAGAUGUGAAAGAAAUACGUACUUCUCCACACUUUCCCAUGCAACCUCUUCCACUAACCAUAAAAACUAACAAAUUUGUAGCCUUUGAAGAUGAUGAACCAGCAAUUCCCUAUUCUGGAAAUGACAUAUCUAAUGGAGGCAUGGAAGGAUUCUCAUCAAGCUCUGAAGGAGGAUCUCGUAAAAGGAAAAGUACUCCUACAAAAGUAAUUCAUGCUGUUCAUUCAGAAGACUUGCCAAAAAAUGUGGAAGAAGACAUCAAAGUUGAAUUGCCAUCACCAAAACCUAUCAGCCAAAUGAUAGACCUGAGCAAUGUAGGAUUUCAGCUGUUCAGAAAUUUUGAUCACCAAGACACUAUGUGCUUGAAGCACGAUCCCAUUAAACAUAACGUAAUGUGGCCUACCAGUCCUCUGAUGUUGCAUCCUUCUCAGCCGUACUUUGCCAAUGUUCCUCCAGAAUUCAUGCUUCCUUUUGUUAUGGCACCAUCAAGCCUGCAUCUAAGAUAUCCCCUUUUCCAAAAUACUCCUCUGAGCAAUCUUAAUGCCGCUACCACUAUCCCAGAAGAAAAGAAGAGUGCAGUUGAGCGAGUUGAUGUUAACAUUCAGAUUGAUGACAGUUAUUAUAUUGAUGUAGGUGGCAAUCAGAAACGUUGGCAGUGCCGAAUGUGUGAGAAGUCAUACACGUCCAAGUACAAUCUCGUGACACACAUUUUGGGACACAGUGGCAUCAAGCCGCAUGCUUGUUCUCAAUGUGGAAAGCUCUUCAAGCAGUUGAGCCAUCUGCACACUCAUAUGCUCACGCACCAGGGCACCAGGCCUCACAAGUGUCAUGUUUGCCACAAAGCUUUUACUCAGACCAGCCACCUCAAGCGACAUAUGAUGCAGCACAGUGACGUAAAACCAUAUAACUGCGGCAUUUGUGGGAGGGGCUUUGCUUAUCCAAGUGAGCUUAAAGCCCAUGAAACCAAACACACAAAUGGCCGUGAUAACAUCUGUGUUGAAUGUGGACUUGACUUCCCCACUCUAGCCCAAUUAAAGAGGCAUCUUACAUCCCAUCGAGGACCAACCCUGUAUCGUUGUGAUGAAUGUGACAAAACUUUUCAGUAUCCAAGUCAAUUGCAAAAUCACACAAUGAAACAUAAAGAUAUUCGUCCAUAUAUCUGCACUGAAUGUGGAAUGGAAUUCAUUCAAUCUCAUCACCUCAAACAACAUUCCCUGACUCACAAGGGCGUGAAGGAACAUAAAUGUGGGAUAUGUGGACGUGAGUUUACUUUGCUGGCAAACAUGAAGAGGCAUGUCCUUAUUCACACCAACAUCCGGGCUUAUCAGUGUCAUCUUUGCUUCAAGAGCUUUGUACAGAAACAAACAUUGAAGGCGCAUAUGAUUGUCCACUCUGACAUCAAACCUUUUAAAUGCAAGCUGUGUGGGAAGGAGUUUAAUCGGAUGCACAAUUUAAUGGGCCACAUGCACCUGCACUCUGACAGCAAACCAUUUAAAUGCCUUUAUUGCCCCAGCAAAUUUACUCUGAAGGGAAACCUUACUCGUCACAUGAAGGUUAAACAUGGAGUCAUGGAUGGAGGGUCUGAUUCACAAAGUUUCAGGAGGAGAGGACGUAUGGGAUUCGCACAGAGCAAUCUAAUGAAUAAUUUUGUGCAGGAAGAACCCUUUGAUCUCUCUCAAAAGAGCAGAGUAAAGAAUGUAUCCCACUCUGAUGGCGAGAGUGCUAAAGGGAGCUCUUGUCAAGAAGAGGAAGAAGACAACUACUAUACAAUAGAACAAUACAGUCCUGAUGAGUUUUGCAGAGAGGACAAAAUAUAUAUGCCAGAAGACUUGUCCCAGAAGACAGGAAGACUGAUCCAAGAUUUCAGAGACUCGGACAAUGAAGUGCUAACCAAAAGAAGGGUAAUAAAUGAGGAAGAUGAUGACUUAAUAACUCCAGAAAAUUUUAUGCAGCAUGGAACUGAAUCUAAUAAGCACAGCCCUGCUUCCAUGCAUUAUCUAUUUGAUAUCAAUGAAAAUUACAAUGACUAUUGUCUUGACAGCAGGUGCAGCCCAGUGUAAAAAUAUCAGAGAUAAUAAAAACUCAUUACCGUAAUGAUUUAGAACUCUUAAAUACAAAGGAUUUUUAUAAACAGAAUGUGGGAUGCUGGUUGAAAAUCAAAGGCAUGAGGGACACAAUAGUUUUGUCAUUUUAAUGUUUGUUUGAAUCAUGCAAUUUAUUAGUUUGCAAUUUCUCUAACCAUCAUUCACACAACCUUCACUACUGUCAAAUGGCAGAUCUGACAUUGACAAUUCAUGUAAAAACAUUGAUUCUACCCAAAUAUUAAUGCUUCAUAAAUUUUUAAACUGUUCACCAGACAGCCAUAAAUAGAUGUCACCCUCAGUAUAUUUUCUGACUGCUAUAAAAAUUGACUAUUCAUUAUAUGCACAUGUACUAAAUGUAGCCAGUUUGUAUUCUGACAAUGAUACGGAAAGAGAAAUUGUUUACUAUGUUAAUAGGAAAGGGAAUGUCCAGAGUAACUGCAGGUUUGUCAAACGGUCAGCAUGCAAAUUAAUAUUACUGUUUCUCCAGGUGUUAUUUUGAGUGCUUAUUUUGAAUGUAUCUGUCUAAAUGUACCUGUCAGUAUAAUUGCUAAUCAAAUGUUAAACAAUCACAUUUUGCUGUAUUUCUCUGGUAUAUGUUCUAGAUUUAAAAUACAACUUAAAUUAUGCCCUCCAGUGUAAACUAUCUUAUCCAAUCCAAGGAAAGAGUUCUGAGGUCUUAAAAUAUAUUCCCUGAAGUAUGAAGCAAUGCCGGAACAAUCCAAACCAGCAGCAUAAGGAGACAAUGUGCAACAAUAAAAUAAACUAUUAGUUUCAACAAAAUGUAAAGUCUCAUAUGUUUGUCAUCUGUAACUGAUCUUAAGUAAGAUAAAGAAAUGAAAGAAUGCUCUUUUACAAGGGACUUGAUUGCUUUGCUUUUCUUUGGUCCUAGUGAAGAUUUCAUUUCAAAAACUCCUACAUAAUUCAGGUCAUUCAGGAGUAAUCAUUGAUUUAGAAGCUCAGGAAUGACAAACCCACAUGAUUGCUGUGGAUUUAAGUUCCGGUGCUGGCUCAUGCUUGAAGUUUGCCAUUUAAGUAGGAAAUAAAGUAAUUUCCUUACAUCCAGUCUACAUCACACUGAUGUGGUUUAUUUAUUUCAAGGAGGCAUGGAGAAAAUCUGUAUACUCUCAUAUCUAAAGCACUACUAUAGUCUACGUCUAUUGGUGUUGAAAACUGUGGUGGAGUUAGUGUAUGCGAACACAAAACUGAGAGCAAAUGGCUGGAUGCAGGCAAUCAUGAGCUAGUUACUGGAAGGAAAUCAGACAGAGAUAUACCUUUAAACUUAAGCAUUUGUUCAGAAGGUGCUGCCACAAUAUUUUAUCAUUUAUUCAUGCACAUAUUCCUAAAUAUAUUUAAAAAGCACCAGAUAUGUGUGCUGAAAAUGAUUGUUUUUCAGUAUUUCUCAAAAAAUUAAGGGAAAUGUAGAAAAGCACAAAUAUGAAAUACAUAUAGUAAUGAUCAAACUGCUUGUAUUUAUCUUCACUGACAACAUAAGUAUAUAUUUUCUUCAUCACUUUUGUAUGUACUAUACUCUCAAGUGGGCAGUGGCUAUAUUUAUCAGAAUCACAAAAUAGUACCUGACCUGUAUGGGUUGUUAAUUCCACUCACUUUUCAAUAGUGACAAGACUAAUAGUUCCAGCAUGUUUUCAAAAUGAUUAAUAAUACAGUUGCAAUUUACAUUCCUAAUUGUUACAUAUAUUCUUUUAUAAUAUCUAUAUAAUUUACUCAAUAAAAAU
Molecule: messenger RNA, 4021 nt
Organism: Mobula hypostoma (lesser devil ray)
Lineage: Eukaryota; Metazoa; Chordata; Chondrichthyes; Myliobatiformes; Myliobatidae
Gene: znf366
Product: zinc finger protein 366
Exons: 5
Coding region: 159-2264 (701 amino acids)
Biological process (GO): regulation of transcription by RNA polymerase II
Molecular function (GO): DNA-binding transcription factor activity; RNA polymerase II cis-regulatory region sequence-specific DNA binding
Source: RefSeq, a predicted model, not a curated record